Closterium sp. Naga37s-1 is the source of this 885-nucleotide messenger RNA. The record is from the annotation of a GenBank genome assembly. NCBI's taxonomy places the organism in Eukaryota, Viridiplantae, Streptophyta, Zygnematophyceae, Desmidiales, Closteriaceae.
AUGGUGCAGCCCCAAGGUAAGGCUAAAGUGCUAACAGCUCCAUAUGUUACAGAGUGGGGGGUGAGGGUAGGGGUAGGAGGGGGGCUGGUAUGGCUCCCCUGCUCCCAGUGCGUGCUGCUCCUUGAAGUACGGAGACGCGUCUCGGUCUUUGUUGCUGUGCAUCCCACCUCACGCCCUCAUUCCCCAUCCCUCUUCUGCUUGCAGUGCAUGCGACGCCCUAGUGCGUGCGACGCCCUGGGGAGGGACGCCUUGCAAUACGAGGGGUCCAUGUUUGACACGUGUGGGGGGCACCCCACGCCUUCUGGCCAGUACCACUACCAUGUGGCGCCCGGAGUCGCCAACCCCUCUGCCAUCUCCGCCUCUCGCACCACCGCCUUCCAGCUCUGCAGGACGCCCCCUCCUCGCACUCCCCUCUCGUGGGCUUCCUGGCGGACGGCAUUCCCCUCUAUGGCACGCGUGGAGCAGGGGGAGAGCUGCCCUCCCACCCAUCUUCCCGUCCCUCUCCCCUUCCCUGCCCAGCACAGUGCCUCCUUCUGGCAGGACGCCCCCGGCCAGCACUCCCCUCUCGUGGGCUUCCUGGCGGACGGCAUUCCGCUCUACGACCCGUGCGGAGCGGGGGGAGCGCUGCCCUCCGGCCUGGACGAAUGCGGGGGGCACGUGGGCGACGGGAGCAGCAGUACGGGCGAGCCAGCGUUCUACCACUACCAUGCCAGCAGCACGGCGCCCUACACCGUGGCGUGCCUCAAGGGCUGCAGCAAUACGACUACUCGUCCCUGGCAGCUGUGCAGGCAGCAUAGCGCCACUCCUGCUGUGCCAGCGUCCCGCAUCACCCACCUACCACCUCCUGCCUCCGGGGCUGCCUGCAUUCCGUCCGCUCCUUACUGA